AGCAAGAAACUACAAGGAAAAUUUAACAUGAACCGGGGUAAGAAAUUAGGGUUUAAGAGAAGUUGCAAAUUUGAAGAAUUUGAGGAAGUGGUCACUUGUGUACAUAUAUAUAAAGCUCUUUACUUUGAUGUACUUGACGGUUACACGAACUCUAAAAUCGCAAAAAGAUCUCUUAUUUGCAAAAACUCUGAGCCUAUCAUUGCCAAAGUCUCUGUCUUCGGUCCCUCCUGAUCAGAAACUAAACGGGAAGAGGCAAAAGAAAGGAGUAGUAGUAGAAGAAGAACAAGGGCAAAUCCACAAGAAUAAUCUGUUUUUGUUGCAUGAAAUCAGCGAAACAAUGACAAUGGAUGUGGAUCUCAAUGACUAUACCUUUAUCACGGAAGGAGAGGCUCAGAUUCUCAUGCAUAAGAAAAAUCAAGUGUUUUUCAACAAAGCCCAGGUUAACAAUAGAGACUUAUCCAUUGCCGUCCUAAGGACAUUUAUAUCUAAACGCAAGGAGGAACACGAAGCAAGGUUGUCUAGAAGAACAAAAUCAGUACAGAAGUUAUCUGAGAAAGAUGCUUCUGGAUCUGUUAUUGAAGAAGCCUCUAACAAACAUGUUGUGGACAAUGAAAAAUCAAAUGGAAAACAUGAAGAAAAGGUACACGUAAAAGAUGACUCAGUAUCUGCUGUUGAAGAAACAUCUGAUGAGCCUGCUGUGGAUAAUGAAAAAUUGAAUGGAGACAGUGAAAUGCUUGAUGAGAUACCUCAAGAUGAACCUUGCAGCAUAUCAGAAGAACCUGUACAGACCAAGGAGCACAAAGUUCCAGAGCCCCCGAGGGUUCUUGAGGCGUUGUCAGCUUCUGGGUUGAGAGCUUUAAGAUAUGCUAUUGAAGUUGAAGGGAUUGGUCAAGUUGUGGCUUUGGACAAUGAUAAAGCAUCGGUUGAUUCUUGCAGGAGAAAUAUAGAGUACAAUGGUAGAGUUGCAAAAUCAAAGGUUGAAUCACAUCUUGCUGAUGCUCGUGUAUAUAUGCUCACCCAUCCAAAAGAAUUUGAUGCAGUUGAUCUUGAUCCUUAUGGAUCGCCUUCAAUAUUCUUGGACUCUGCAGUUCAGUCUGUUGUUGAUGGUGGAUUGUUAAUGUGUACAGCAACUGAUAUGGCAGUUCUUUGUGGAGGUAACGGGGAGGUUUGCUAUUCCAAGUAUGGCUCUUAUCCACUGAGAGGCAAAUAUUGCCACGAAAUGGCUUUGAGGAUCCUACUUGCCUGCAUUGAGAGCCAUGCAAAUCGCUACAAGCGCUACAUUGUUCCUGUGCUGUCUGUCCAAAUGGACUUUUAUGUUCGAGUUUUUGUUCGCAUAUACACUUCUGCAAGUGCAAUGAAAAACACUCCUCUUAAGCUCUCGUAUGUUUAUCAAUGCAUUGGUUGUGAUUCUUUUCAUCUGCAGCCUAUUGGCAGGACUAUCUCCAAGAACAACAGUGUAAGAUAUCUGCCUGGGUUUGGUCCUACUGUUCCUCAAGAGUGCAGUGACUGUGGGAAGAAAUUUAACAUGGGUGGACCUAUAUGGUCUGCACCGAUUCAUGAUCAAGAAUGGGUCGCUUCUAUAUUAGAAGGUGUAAAAUCUAUGAAGGACCGGUAUCCUGCUUAUGAUAAAAUCUCUGCUGUACUGACAACAGUAUCUGAGGAAUUGCCUGAUGUUCCUCUCUUUUGGAGUCUGCACAACCUAUGCGCAACACUGAAAUGCACUGCCCCAUCCGCAGUAAUAUUGCGUUCGGCUGUGAUCAAUGCUGGUUAUCGUAUUUCUGGAACACAUGUCAAUCCACUGGGGCUAAAAUCAGAUGCUCCCAUGGAUGUCAUUUGGGAUAUAAUGAGAUGCUGGGUCAAAAAUCAUCCAGUGAAAGCUCAAGCACCUGAUCAAUCAGGAAGUGUGAUACUUGCUAAAGAACCAGUUCUUCAAGCAAAUUUUGCUCGAGCUGUUGCAUCUCUUAGCAAGGCACAAGCGAAGAAGAUCGCUCGCUUCCUUCCAAAUCCUGAAAGGCACUGGGGACCAAAACUUAGGGCAGGUCGUCAAAUUACCAGCAAACACGUGUCGCUUUUGGGUCCCGAGGCAGUGAAUGGACACCUGAACCAUGAGAACAGCGAAGAGCCUGAAGCCAAGCGUCAAAAGACAGCAGAAACAGAUACUUCAAACUCAAUUUCAUGAGAAAUAAGCUGUACUGCUUGUAUGGUGCUGGUAAAUCUAGGCAAGUCUUCAUCCUUCCUGUUGCUGUCUCACAAGUCUCCAUAUGUUUGAUGCCGGGUAAAAGCAUAUCAUGUAUCCCAUAAGUGCUAUGUAGUUGACAACUUUGCGGCAGACUAAGAAGCAGUCUUGCUCCAAUUUUGUGGUUGAUGUAUGAUGUUAGUUGUUUCUUGCUAUUAAUAUCAUUAUUUUUUUAUAGAAUUUUGCUAUUUUGGUAGUACAAUUUAUUUGUUUAUUGCAACUGAGAGAAGACAGAGACAGAGUGAGAGAAGUAGCAAUUUGCUAAAAACAAAAUUCAAGAUUUGUGUUAGCCAAAGGUCAUUCUUGCAAUGAUUUUUAGAGUGGAAAAACCCGGUUAGCUGCAUUGUGAUA
This is a messenger RNA of Jatropha curcas, 2587 nucleotides long. RefSeq names its product tRNA (guanine(26)-N(2))-dimethyltransferase 2. Gene Ontology annotation, biological process: tRNA N2-guanine methylation. The record is from RefSeq and is a predicted model, not a curated record. Gene Ontology annotation, molecular function: tRNA (guanine) methyltransferase activity; RNA binding. Lineage: Eukaryota; Viridiplantae; Streptophyta; Magnoliopsida; Malpighiales; Euphorbiaceae. Gene Ontology annotation, cellular component: nucleus.